AUGGUUACCGAGAAGAAUGAGGUCCUCAUGCUCGAGCAGCAGCCGACAAGAGAUGAGGAGUUGCAAAAGCCUGUGCCUAGGGUGGACAAGAUCGACUACUCCGGUGCUUACGAGAAAACGGACCCGCGAGAAAUCGCUUUGGUCAAGAAGCUUGACAGGUGGAUAAUGCCAAUGCUGUGGUCAAUGUACUGGCUGAAUUACCUCGACCGUAACGCGAUCGCCCUGGCACGUCUCGAUGACUUGGAAGAGGAUCUCAACCUCAGCAGCACACAAUAUCAGACAUGCGUGUCAAUUCUCUUUGUAGGCUAUCUGCUCGGUCAAAUCCCUUCCAACAUGUUCCUCAACCGCACGCGUCCUUCCCGGUAUAUGGGUAUAUGCAUGAUGCUCUGGGCGGUAGUCUCUGCUCUCACAGCGUUGUCUAAAGACUUUACUGGCUUACUACUCACCCGAUUCUUCCUCGGUUUGACAGAAGCUCCCUAUUAUCCCGGAGCUGUCUAUCUUCUGUCCAUGUUCUACACUCGCAAGGAGGUCGCUACGCGGAUUGCUAUCCUGUACACGGGCAACAUCCUCGCAACGGCAUUUGCUGGUCUCAUUGCCGCAGGAAUAUUCCAUGGCUUAGGCGAUGUUGGUGGUAUCACCGGCUGGCGCUGGCUCUUCAUCCUUCAGGGAGCUGUCACCUUCGUCAUCGCCAUCGUCGGCUUCUUCAUUCUUCCUGACUUCCCACACAACACCAAGUGGCUCACCGAAGAGGAACGUGCUCUUGCAACUAACCGCAUGGCAAUGGACACUGUUGGCAACAAGGGCGAAACCUCCGUCUGGGCGGGAUUCAGACAGGCUGCCAAUGAUCCCAUGGUGUGGAUCUUCGCUGCGAUGGCACAUUUCCAUUUAGCGGCCAACGGAUUUAAGAACUUCUUUCCUACCGUGGUUCAGACUCUCGGAUUUGGUCAAACUAUCACCCUCGUUCUGACUUGUCCGCCUUAUCUCAUCGCUGGCGCUGUCACUAUCGCCGUUUCGUGGUCUUCCGGCAAGUUCAACGAGCGCACUUGGCAUAUUACUAUUUCCAAAUGCGUUGCUACGUUUGGUUUCGGUCUUGCUUGCGCAGAAAUCGGCGUUGCUGGUCGCUACGUCGCCAUGGUCAUCUUCACCAUCGGGACAUAUGGUGUGAACUCGCUUAUCCUAGGUUGGUGCGGGUCAACAUGCGGUCAGACUCCUGAGAAGAAGGCCGUCGCUAUCGGCAUUGUUACUACGGUCAUGAACGCUUCAUUUAUCUGGACACCAUAUCUCUGGCCAAAGUCAGACGGUCCGAGAUACAUCAUUGCACUCAGCUCUUCGGCUGCAUUCUCAGUUGCUACGUUCCUUACGGCGUGGCUUGCGAAAAUUCUCUUCAUGCGCAAGAACAAGCAGCUCCGUGAAACGGACGGCGAGGUCCAGACAUUCUAUGUCUACUAG
Cucurbitaria berberidis CBS 394.84 is the source of this 1449-nucleotide messenger RNA. RefSeq names its product MFS transporter. Gene Ontology annotation, biological process: transmembrane transport. Gene Ontology annotation, cellular component: membrane. The transcript is spliced from 3 exons. NCBI's taxonomy places the organism in Eukaryota, Fungi, Ascomycota, Dothideomycetes, Pleosporales, Cucurbitariaceae. Bases 1 to 1449 code for a protein of 482 amino acids. The record is from RefSeq and is a predicted model, not a curated record. Gene Ontology annotation, molecular function: transmembrane transporter activity.